GUUUGCAUAAAAAGCGCCAUCUGGACAAUCGAUCACAAUCUUCUUCCGUGAUUCACGUGUAAGAAAGAGGUUGAAAAAAAUAACAAUGGCGGACGCUGCUCCAGCCACACGUGGAGGUUUUCGUGGAGGUUUUGGCUCUCGUGGAGCAGGAGGCGAUCGGGGAGGCCUCAGAGGCCGUGGUCGUGGCAGAGGCAGAGGACGUGGACGUGGACGUGGGAAAGAAGAUAGCAAGGAAUGGGUCCCUGUCACGAAGCUUGGUCGUCUGGUCAGAGAUGGCAAAAUCCAAUCACUUGAGCACAUCUAUCUAUUCUCCUUACCCAUCAAGGAGUAUGAAAUCAUUGACAAGUUUCUCGGUCCAGAUCUGAAGGAUGAAGUUCUGAAAAUCAUGCCUGUACAGAAGCAGACUCGAGCCGGUCAACGCACGCGUUUCAAGGCUUUUGUUGCCAUCGGAGACAGCAAUGGACACAUUGGAUUGGGAGUGAAGUGUUCCAAGGAAGUAGCCACUGCCAUUCGUGGUGCUAUUAUUCUCGCUAAGCUCUCGGUCGUCCCGGUUCGUCGCGGUUACUGGGGCAACAAGAUUGGCAAGCCGCAUACCGUACCAUGCAAAGUAACUGGCAAGUGCGGUUCCGUGCAAGUGCGUCUGAUACCUGCGCCCAGAGGUACUGGUAUCGUGUCUGCUCCAGUUCCCAAAAAGCUGCUUCAAAUGGCGGGUAUCGAGGAUUGCUACACCUCAGCCAGAGGAUCCACCUGCACACUCGGCAACUUCGCCAAGGCCACUUAUGCCGCGAUCGCCAAAACUUACGCGUAUCUGACGCCCGACUUAUGGAAGGAACAAGCUUUGGCUAAAGCACCGUAUCAAGAAUUUGCUGAUUUUCUGUCAAAGACUCACAAAGGUGGUGUGAGAGCUGCUGAAGUUGUUUAAAUAAACAUCCAAUCUCCAUGGAAUGUCUUUGAAAAAA
Camponotus floridanus (Florida carpenter ant) is the source of this 959-nucleotide messenger RNA. RefSeq names its product 40S ribosomal protein S2 (gene RpS2). Gene Ontology annotation, biological process: translation. The record is from RefSeq and is a predicted model, not a curated record. Gene Ontology annotation, cellular component: ribosome; cytosolic small ribosomal subunit. Lineage: Eukaryota; Metazoa; Arthropoda; Insecta; Hymenoptera; Formicidae. The transcript is spliced from 3 exons. The coding region runs from base 86 to 922 and encodes 278 amino acids. Gene Ontology annotation, molecular function: structural constituent of ribosome; RNA binding.